AUGUACUAUAUUCACUUUUAUUCGAUGUUCUGCCUUCGAAGACGCAACAAGCUAUGCUCGCAUUCGUUCCCAGCUUAUGCUGAGUCAGCUCCAGCGGCCCACUCCUAUCCCGUUCAGCGAAAUCUACCCCACCUCCCGCCGCCGUACCCAAUAGAGCCGCUAUCGUGUCCAAUCAAUUAUUACCCUGCCAAUGUGUACGGACAAGGCCUGGAAGGCGCUAUGAAUGAACUCGAUGUGAGAAUAACGAAUGGGCUAGACGGCCGAAGUCACUACAACGCUGUACGGGAUUCGUCUAUACCUCCCCCACCGGGUGCUGUUAUGAUUCAGACACUUCAGCCUACAGCUCCUCCUUAUCCAGAGUAUUUUGGAGCAGAUAACAUGCAUCUUACCCAACAACAAUACAUGUACCCGAGGCUAUCGGCCAACGACCAAGAGUAUGCAGAUCAGCUGCGAGCUGUGCAAAAAUUCUCCUUUGACCACGAAUACCUUUCCUAUUCCUAUACUGCCAGGGAUGAUGUUCCCAACUAUUCCAACAUGUACAUCGACUUGCCUUUGAACUCGUCAUCAUCAGCUAUUUGUGCUGUUUGUUAUGCUUAUAUAAUUCUCUACGUAUGGAAGAUGAGCCAUUUAUACAAAGUCGAUGCUACGGAGAAUAGGAAACGGAUCAAGGAAUACAGGUUCGACAUAUACUUUCUGAUUCGAGGGUCAGCACACUGGUUUAUGCAAGUUCAUCACGCACGGAUCGUAGGCCUAGAACUAACCUCGUCUCACCAUUGCAAAAGUGGUAGAUGA
Molecule: messenger RNA, 792 nt
Organism: Cylicocyclus nassatus
Lineage: Eukaryota; Metazoa; Nematoda; Chromadorea; Rhabditida; Strongylidae
Source: the annotation of a GenBank genome assembly